CGAAAGAAAAUUUAAUAACGUAUCCGUGAUGCUUUGCUCCAAUUACGUCAUUAAAGCAAUUUAGUCCCUCCUACGCACUCCGCUAUUGCAGAAACAAUUGACCGUUGGUCAACUUAGGUCCUAGUCCAGUUUAGGAAUUUAGUGUUGAGAAGGUAAAGUGCGUGCAACUGACCAACGAACAUACAUUUUUUAUUUUUUAUUAAAUAAAAAAUGUUAAUCUACAGGCCAUUAUGACAUACCGUAAUUAUUCUAAUUUAACGCUCCGGUAAAAAUAGCUAGAGUAGGGGAUGAAUAUAAUCAGGUUUUAGGUUUUCGACGGUCAAACCCCUAUUAAAAAACGCUGCUUUUAGACCCCUUAAAACAGCUGUGACGUCACAUAUUUUAUCAUGCCUCAAAUGAUUAAUCACAUAUUUUAUCAUGCCUCAAAAGAGUAAUCACAGAUUUCAUCAUGCCUCAAAUGAGUAAACACGUGACAUCAUGACGGCACACGACAAAAACUGCUGACAUAUCUGUUUGAAUAGGGAAAUUUCCUACUCAAAUUUUGUCAACUUCAAAAAAAAACUCCGAAAGUCCAAAAUCUGUAUAUAAUAAAGAGAAAUGAGUUGGCUCAAGAAUGCAAUCACCAAGCUAUACAGCGCUGUCUCAGCGCCAGUAGCAGCAACUCGCGAUGCUCUUGCGGGUCGACUACAGAGCGUGCGAGACACUGUCAGACAUUAUUAUAAUAGAGCAAGGGAACAAAUUGCUGGAAGGACGACGCUGCACGAUGAAAUCGAGAGAGAAGCGCGAGAGGACUUUUACGAUGCUGGAGACAUACAAGACGAAUACAGCGGAGUCGAAGACAUCAAGCACAUGUUCCCACAAGAGAAAAACCGAUCCGAAGGCGUCGAAGACAUUCAGCAUAUUUUUGACGAAAAUGACACACAGAUGUUGGAAGACGGAAAUCGCGUCAAGACAUGGCGGUUCAACAAGAACCUUAAUCAGCCACUGGCGGAGGCCAUCAUACAAAAAAUUACGCCCUACAUAGACAUGAGAGUCAAGGUAGUCUACAGUUUUGCUUGCAUCAUCUACGAAGCAGGAGGUGGCACGGCUCCGUAUCACAAAACCAAAGGAAGCGAAGGAUCGCUUACGAGCCUAGCUGACAUCGAAGCUUUUAUCGAAAAAUGUGAAAUGCAACGAUUAGAUCUAGGAGAUAACGAGUUUUGGGGGAAGGCGUACUUACCACCAGAAAGAACAAUCGAGAUCCCAGGAUCGUACGAAGGGAAAAUAGUCUUCCAGCAUGUGCAGAUCAAGAUCAUCUCCACAAGGGAGCCCUUGUUAGGUUGUGGACCUUUGCCAGACUGGUUGCGAAAAAAGAGGUGCAUCUACGCUGUGGAUGGUAAAGAAGAGCGAAUGCGGACAACCUAUGUGUCUGGCGAUGUCUAGCCAUCGAAAAAAGGGCCGGGGUAGAACGUGGAACAGAGUACCUUACAAGGCCAGCUCUCGCGCUAGCACGCGAGUACUACGAGAAUCCCAAACUAAAGAGGGAAGAUGUACGUGCUACGAAGCUCGUUGACUUUGAAGGGAUAGCGAAGCGUUUCAAGAUCAACAUCAGAGUCUUUGAGCCCCUGACAAACUCUGAAAAGGCACCCUGGAGACUUGUGUACGGUUAGAAUCAAUACAAAAAAGAUUUAGACACGACCAACCUUGGUAUGUUGGAUGGGCACUGUUUUUACAUUAAAAAGAUAGAUGUUUUAACGCAGCACUGGAAGUGCAUGGUCUGCAAACAGCGAUUCAUGCAAGUCUGUCAUCUCACAAGGCACACAAAGGAAGAGUGUGAAGGAAGAAAGCCGACUAUCAUCUGCAAAGGCGAGAAGGUCAAGCGCUUGCCUAGCAAGUCAGAGAAGGUCUUUUACGGUGAGGGCUUCAGUUAUGACGCUUGUAAAUGGCUCGAGCACAUGUCGAGGGAAACUGGAAGACACAUCCAUCACGCACUAUGUGGGCAUGGAGGAGAGCGUGUGAUACGCUACGGGGAGAAAGAAAAUUAGGUCUACAAGGUAGACGGCUAUGAACCUCAGAUCAUGACAGUCUAUGAGUACCACGGUUGCAAGUGGCACGGAUGCCCCUGCCAAGGAACGCGGAACAUAAACACAUAUAAGACCACCAAGUCCAGAGGUACUUCAAGAAAGAAUUUCGACCAUAUCCUCACUACAUCGUGUUUGAUUUCGAGGCCCUCUUGCUCCCUCUGAAUCAGCGACAAACAUCCGAUCUAACAUACAUCUCGGAGCAUGAGGGCCUCGAAAUCAAACACGAUGUAGUGAGGGUAGGGUCGAAAUUUUUUCUUGAAGUACCUCUUGGCUUUGGGUGGGCUCUCACACUCCCACACUGUGACGAGGUUGUAGCCAAGUUUUCGGAUGCCUU
Messenger RNA from Hydractinia symbiolongicarpus, 2397 nucleotides. RefSeq lists its product as uncharacterized. NCBI's taxonomy places the organism in Eukaryota, Metazoa, Cnidaria, Hydrozoa, Anthoathecata, Hydractiniidae. The transcript is spliced from 2 exons. Bases 598 to 1422 code for a protein of 274 amino acids. The record is from RefSeq and is a predicted model, not a curated record.